AUGUAUAAUAACUUUGAUUAUUCAGUUGGAUGCAUAGAAAGCUUAGAUUAUGACUCUGCACUUAUGGGAAUGUUUAUCUUCUCUUUAAAUUCUCGCUAACCUAAUGUGCUAAUUAGAUCUGCAACCAGAACUUACCCUGAUAGAAAUUUUGAGUGUAUUGGUGUUAAAAUAGCUGCUGUUGAUAAUAUAAGCCUAGUCUAUACUGCUACUGCUUAAAGUGCUUAAGUUAAUCAUAUUUUCAUUGUUACUUUAAAGGUAGAUCCAAUAGCUCAUCCUUUAAUACUUUCUGAAUAAAUAUUGACUUAAAUGAAAUAUGAAGCAACCUAAAGGACACCAUAAAACUUAACACAGUAUAUUGAUUGCUUUAUAGGGGAGUUGUGCGAAAUUUACUUUUCAAUAUUUAGCCUUGCAAACUAAUGUAGUGAUGAAGUAACAAUCAACAAAAUGUAUAUUUUAGGAAUCUCAAUCAAUGAAGGCGAUUUGAACUACAAUACCUCUGAAUAUAGCACUAUGAUUCACCACAUCAAAGUUGCUUUAAACAAACUCCCAGUAUAAUUCGAUAUCUAAAUGAAUAAGAUGUAUAAAAUGGGUGUUUAUGAAUUCCUAUUCUCUGUAAAAGUAGAAGCAGACAUUGAUACUUUCUAGCCUAAAACAUAUAAUACAUACUCAUUUAAGUUUGAAGUCUACAGCUAAAUUGGCUAAUUUUUCAUAAACAACACUGCACCAUACUUCUUAUCAUCAUUGAAAGAUAUUGAAGCUACUGUUGGAAUUAAGAAAAUUGUAGAUCUUCCUGAAAUAAGAGACGAUGAAGGAGACAAUUUCACUGUUUAAAUAAUAGGAAAAUAAGCCAGCUUGUUUCUUUAUGCAAGUCAAAAGAAACUAUUCAUUAAUCCAGUCUAGCCAGUUGUGGGGAAGCAUACAGUUACUAUCAUUGAAUGGGAUUAAUUGAUUGUAAGUUUUAAAAUGAAUUUCCUGUUCUAUGAUAAGACUGAAAAACUCAUGAUGUAAAAGGGAUAUCAGAUUAAGGGGUAUAUACCACCUUAAAUUAGCUAGGGCUUAAAAGAUCUAUUAAGUAUAAUUGGUACAUCCACUUCAAUUUCUUUAUAAAGUAUAAUGGGCUCAAAUAUUGUUGUCAAUAUUCUGUUGUAAGUCGAUAUUGCUAAAUUUUAUUUUAGGUCUCAAAGUAUUUAAUAGUUAUGGGGGAUGAUUAAUAGUUUUCAAUUGAUUACACAUAUCCCUUUGAUGGGUAUAAAUACACCUGCAAAUGUAGCUAUAUUCUACAGUUUUAUACUAGAUGUGUCUAGUUUUUAAUUCUUUGACGUUGAAAAAAUUAAUUCAUUCAUAUUUGAUUACGAUUCAGAUAGUUUGGAUGAUUCCACAUACAACCCAUAUUACGAACGAAUGGGCUACUCUUCAACAAAUUUGAUAAGAAAUCUUGGACUUAUAUUUUAUUUUUACUGCUUGCUGAUGAUCAUGAUGCUUUUGGUAUAUGUAUUAAAUUUCGUUAAAAUUCCAAUCAAGAGCUGA
Molecule: messenger RNA, 1527 nt
Organism: Stylonychia lemnae
Lineage: Eukaryota; Ciliophora; Spirotrichea; Sporadotrichida; Oxytrichidae
Source: the annotation of a GenBank genome assembly